CCUGGAAAAAGUCCAAAGAAGCCUGACAUUGGUCAUCUGAUCUGUCACGAGACCUUUGAGAGACACAGACACCUCGGAGCGAACAGUGUUGGCUCAGAGCUUUCUCUUGUUCGAUUGGGGACCAUUCCGGUACGUACCGAUUUUGUUUUCCGUCGCAUCCAACAAAGCCGAUUCUUCUUCUGCUCUUCCCAACUGCCACCAAACAUGCCCUCACUUCACUACGAAAACUCGCACUACUCUGUAUCACCAGUUGCAUUGAUUGCAUUGCAUACGCGACGUGUCGAGCUAUUCCUCCGGUGUUUCCAUCCCCCCUACUGUCGUUUUUUCUAUCCUACCGAUGCGACGGACGGACCGCGUUGGCUUCAUCUGCCACCACUCUGUCUACCAUUACCUAUGGACCAUUAUUGUACUUUCAGAAAUGAGAAACUAUGUUUGCUCUUGCACAAUCUACAUAUUGAUGUCGCGCGCUCCGCCUGGCUCCUUCUGCUUGGAAUUCGAGGUGUCGCGAUGGCUGGCAUUUGUUGCGUUGCCUGUGUCGCGCUCCUUGGCCUGGUUCACUCAUCAAAAGUCCACCAGCCUCACGCAUCUCUUACACGAUCGACGAGCUCAGCCACAUCUCAGCUUGCAUUACUUGUACUUGUACUACGAUGCCGAUGCUAACCACUAAUGGAUGUCUAGAAGCUAGGAAACAAAACGAUACAAGGCAAGAGCAAAGCAUCACAAACACGCCUCGAAACUUUCUUUAGGUGAGUUUGUAAUGCAUACGUACUUCGUACCGAAUCUCAUAACUGUCCCCGUCCUCGACCGCCAUAUCCUCAAUUAUCGGUCAACACAACAAGAAAGAGACGUCUUCCCGUCUUGCAUCUUACAUUCAAUAUUUCCCACGUCCCACGCAGACGCGGUCCACAUGGCAUCCCAAGCCCCCAGUCACAUUUCCCAGCCUCGCGCGUUUAGGCCAGAUCCGGGAGCUGGACAAGCACCUCAUUGGCUAGUGCCUCCACAACUUGCAUAAAUAUGCAUUUUAUGUCACCUUGCGGCCCCCCCUCCCCCCGGUCCACCCUCGUCCUCCUUCAACUUGCUCUUCCAACCAUUUCCUCGCAAAUUCACGAUCUCUUCCCUCUUUUUUUCUCAAGUCUUGCCCGUCUUCCGUGCUUUCUCCCACUCGGACCUCUUUCCUGCCUGACCCUUCUGGCUUCAACCACCCACACCCCCAGUCGUCGAUCACCCAGACGCACUGACCACCUCCUCCCUCUGAGUCUCUCACUCACUCUUUCCCUCUCUGACCUCUAACCCCCCGGUCUUUCCUUCCCGCCUCUUUCUCGUCGUCUCGUCGUUGCUGGCCCGUGGCUUCCUGCCCAACGCUACGCCACUACUUCUUAUUUUUUUUUUUUUUCUGCCGCUGUUUUCAGGCUGCACCCCCUUCUGAAGCAAGACCCGUCGCCCAGUCGCGAGUGCGCGCCUUCCUCCGAUAAGGCCAGAUAACCGGCUGUCCGGGGGCCACCCUUCCCAAGCUCGUUCUUUCUCAUAAAUAGGACGCGCCGCCAUCUCGGCCAAAAACCACUGACGUGCACGCGAUUUCCUCCGCCCAGGUCCUCCACCUUCCCGUAUCGCCAAAAAAGUACCUCGCACCUGCCAUUCGCGACGCGACACGGCCGGAUUAACCAUUUCGCCCAUCCCAUCGUCGCCGCAACCGACGAUCACCUCAACUUGCGACACCACCAUAUAAUCAAUUGCGCAUCGUCACUCAUCGUCGGCGCAUUCUGGAAUCUUUCCUCGGAUAUUUCGCGAUAUUUUCAGUACCUCCAUCUCCCGCAAUCGCCUCUGUCGACCCUGCGUGCCUCGCGCGUGCAUCGAAAAACAUCGCGACGCACCUUCCCUAAUUACAACCAAAAUUGCGCCGGCUCUUUGCUCCCAGCUGUUCCUGCCUUGCCACAUCCUCUCGUAUCUCGAAUCAUCGACGCGAUCGCUACUGCUUCACGCGCGACAACUUCAGAGUCAUAGAAUUUGGUCUGCGCAUACACCACCGCUCGAGUCAGCAACAACAAGGCGCUAUCCCCGACGUUAGCCAACCGAAUCCUUGUUGUGCAUCCCGCCAUCGCCGCAACCUAAAAGACAUCUGCGCGCGUCGCUACCUUCAUGUUGCGUCGCGCACAGUAAAUCUGCCCUUACCUCAACCACCAUAUGGCAGUCAUGGCGUCGCCUCAAUCAGAACGCGCCGUCCCGGAUCAGAAGCCGGCCGAAUCCACACCAGCAAAGGACGAUAGCAAGCCCGAAACCAAUGGUCACACCUCGCCUGCUGAGAAGAGUUCCGAGAAGGCAGACGAGUCCGCAAAGUCACCCAAAACCAAUGGCGACAGCAAGCACGAUGAGGAAGUGAAGGCGUCGUCCGAUGCGAAAGUAGCUUCCGCCAAUGAGAAGGAGACGGAGAAAGAGGAAUCAGCCAAAAAGUCACCUACACCGGCUGACGAAUCUUCUACCAAGCCCAAGUCCGCAGAGCCUGAGCAGUCAAAGGAAAGCAAGGAACUUAGCAAAUCUCUGAGCCCCCCACCUGCUGAGCUUCCCAACGACGUCGACAUGGCCGACGCUCCAGAGGUCGAAAAGGCGGAGAAGAAGACCGACGAGAAGCCAGAGGAGAAGGCAACUGAGAGGAAGGCGGAGGCUUCUGAGCCUGCGAAGGCUGUGACAGAAAUCAAAGACAAGGACGUCGAAAUGAAGGAGAGCGACGACAAGGUCAACGGAGCAAAGGACGAGUCGCCGGCGGCUCCUACAACUGCCGCUGACCAAGAGGAAAAGGACAAGCCUUCGAAGCCUGCAGACGAAGACAUGCCCAUGGCGGAGGCGCCAUCAACCGUUAGCAAGGUUUCUCGCGAGAGAGAAGAUGACGCCGAUGCUGAGCCCGCUCCCAAGCGCGCGAAGACCGAUUCGAAUGAUGGAGCCAUCGAGUCCACCGUCGAGGUUAAGCCCCAAGGCGCGCAAGACGAUUUGGCCAAGGGUGAGGCGGCUCUCGAAGACCUCCCUUCAUGGAUCGAUGCUGCACGCGACCCCAAACCCCUGACAUCUCACCAAACGAGAGAAUUCCGCAAGGUAUUGGCGGGUGUAAAGAAGACCAAACACGGCGCUCACUUCAAGGACGCGGUUGUCCGGAUGUGGCCUAGCCUUGCCGAGAGCUAUCUCAUGCGGGUUAACAGGCCUAUGGAUAUCGGCGAGCUUGAGCGAGGCCUGCGCGACAACAAGUACAGCAGCCUGCGUCAGUUCAAGGAUGAUCUUGGAUUGAUCUACAAGAACUCAGUCACUUUCAACGGCAUCAACAAUGAAAUCACGUUCGCGGCACUUAGUGUGGUUAAGUUAGCCUGGACCCGCGUUUUCGAGAUUCCUUCCGACGAGCCCGCGAAGUCGAAGCCAGUGCCGAAGCCCUCCCGAUACUCAGAGUCACGGACAUCAGCCCCUCCGCCUCCUGUCCGUAGACAGCCUAGCAUUGCUGCCGCGAGCCCGCCGGCAAAGGCGGAGGCCGAAGCAUAUGCCGUUCCUCCUGGCGGUGUGCCGCAAGUUCGCCGUGCCUCGACACAGAAUGACUUGGACCGUCCCAAGCGCGCCAUCCAGCCCACCAAGAAUCGCGACCCCGACUACUCCUCCAAGACCUUCAACCGGAAGAAGUUGCCCAUUGAGCUUCAAUUUUGUUACGAGGUUGUCAGUGAACUGAUGGAUCCCAAGAACGCCUCGUGCAACCUCGCAUUCCUGUCCCCGGUCGAUCCCGUGGCCCUAGCCAUCCCCACCUAUUUUACCAUCAUCAAGCGGCCGAUGGACUUUGGUACGAUUAUGGCCAAGCUCAAGAGCUACGACUAUCCCGGUAUCAAGGAGUUCCAAACCGAUGUCAAGCAGGUCUUUAAGAACUGUUACAAGUUCAAUCAACCUGGCCAGCCCGUCUACGAGCAAGGUCAACAGCUCGAGCAAAUCUUUAGGGGUCUGUGGUCAAAGAAGGAGCAGUGGAUAAACAAGCACACCCCCGCCAAGCCAGUUGAUGACGGCUCAAGUCGCGAUAGUGAAGACGAAGCCGAGGAAGAGGAAGAGGCGCCAGCCCCUGCAGUUGAUCCCUCGGUGGCUGCGACGAUUGCAUUCCUGGAGAAGCGUCUCGAGCAGGAGACGAAGCAAUUGACCGAGCUCUACAAGACGGCGGACAUCGCUAGUGACGCUGUUAUCGACCUUCAGCAGUCUUUGCUCACCACCAUCCGGCAGCGUCUCAUAGACGAGAAGGCCAAGCUCACCACCACGAAGCCUGCCAAGAGCGCCGCUAAGGCCAAGCCGCCAAAGCCUGCUAAGUCGAAGGCGGCUAAUGUCCCCGCGAAGAAGGCAGCCGCGGCUCCCGUCUCGAAGAAGAGCGGUGGCGGCGUGGCUAAGAAACCCAAGCAACGAAACAUGAACCAAGCUGAGAAGGAUGCUAUCGCGAACGCUAUUAACGAACUUGAGAGUCCUCACAUAGAACGUGCCAUCGACAUCAUCAAGAAAGAUACUGGCCAAUCGGAAAAUAGCAGUGGCGAACUCGAAUUGGAGAUCGACCAACUCACCAAUGAGGCGCUUCACAAGCUGUGGGAUCUGUGCAAAAAGACUUUGCCGAGCUUUGGGCAGGGCUUGGGUUCGAACGGACCAGCACGUGACGCAUCACCAGUGAACAAUGCAGCGGCAAAGUCGUCGGCAAACAAGCCGUCCAAGUCGAAGAAGAACAAGCCCAUGAACGCUCAAGAGCAAGAGGCUCGCAUUGCCGAGCUCGAGCGGCUUCGCAAUAUGUACGACGGCAAGGAACCGGGUGAUCAAGAGCGACCUGGUAGCUCUGGUCGUGCGCACGAAGCUCCUGUUCACGACAAUGACAGUGAAUCUUCGGAUUCGGAAGAGGAAUAGAGAGGCAUAAUGAGUAGCAGCAACUUUUUGGGUCCAAAAGUCGCUAUGUGGCGUGGGGAGGACGACUGAAUGCGCCUGGUACCCUACGAUAGGGGAGUUUGGCGCUGUACUACUUGGCUCAUUCCGACACGCUAGAAAGGGCUUCCCUCGCGUGACGCUCAGCAGCAUCUCAAGCGGGCGCUUCCCUGACCCAUUGCCUCACGGCCCUGGGUCGGGGGUGGACCGCGGGGAUAGCGAUGACCGUGGACGUCGCGGAGGACUCCUGCGCAUUGAGCGCACAGGCGAUGUAUCUGCCCUACAGCGGGAUUGAGAAGAGCGUUGAUUUGCGGGCGUUGUGACUGUAUGCCCAAUACAUAGCAUCUUUUAUUGCCAGCUAGCGGACGUCAAAAGAGGCUAGCCAACAUUUGAGCUGUAGAAUAUGAUGUAUAAAACUUUUCAACCCG
Colletotrichum scovillei is the source of this 5336-nucleotide messenger RNA. RefSeq lists its product as uncharacterized. The coding region runs from base 2182 to 4893 and encodes 903 amino acids. The record is from RefSeq and is a predicted model, not a curated record. Lineage: Eukaryota; Fungi; Ascomycota; Sordariomycetes; Glomerellales; Glomerellaceae. Gene Ontology annotation, cellular component: nucleus; chromatin. Gene Ontology annotation, biological process: chromatin remodeling; regulation of DNA-templated transcription. The transcript has 4 exons.